Molecule: messenger RNA, 2788 nt
Organism: Sarcophilus harrisii (Tasmanian devil)
Lineage: Eukaryota; Metazoa; Chordata; Mammalia; Dasyuromorphia; Dasyuridae
Gene: FITM2
Product: fat storage inducing transmembrane protein 2
Exons: 2
Coding region: 138-926 (262 amino acids)
Biological process (GO): lipid storage; phospholipid biosynthetic process; lipid droplet organization
Cellular component (GO): endoplasmic reticulum membrane
Source: RefSeq, a predicted model, not a curated record
AGAGGGCGGGGCUGGUGCGCGCUUGCGCUAAAAGAGGGUACGACCGCGGCGCGAGCGAGGGGCGGGGCUUCCAGGACGGUGGCCCGGAGGUGCCGAGUAGCUCGCGAGCUCCGGUCGGGACUGGGGUGACAGCCGGCAUGGAGUACUUGGAGCGCUGCGCUUGGCUCCUCCGAGCUACGCUAGUGCGGGCGGUCGUGCGACGGCACCUGUCUUGGGCGUUACUUGCCCUCAUGCUGGGAGGCUCCCUGGUCAAAGAGCUCUUCCCGCUGCCCCCGAGCUACCUCAGCAACAAGCGCAACGUCUUCAACGUGUAUUUUGUCAAAGUGGCCUGGGGAUGGACCUUCAUUCUCCUCUUGCCUUUCGUUGCCCUCACCAACUAUCAUCUGACAGGGAAGGCCACUGUGGUCCUCAGGCGGCUGUGUAUACUUCUUGUGGGGACAGCGAUCUGGUAUGUCGGUACAACAAUCUUCUUGCACGUUGAGCACUACACAGGCAGCUGCUACAAAUCACCCUCCUUGGAAAGUAUCCAAAGGGAGUAUAACAGCAAGGAGGAAUGUCGUAAAGGUGGCGGAUUCUGGCAUGGCUUUGACAUCUCUGGCCACUCCUUCCUUCUGACCUACUGUGCACUGGUCAUUGUGGAAGAGAUGGCUGUUCUACAGGAGGUCAAGAUGGACAGGAGCCACAACUUGUACUUCACCCUGACUUCCUUGAUCGUUGCCUUGGGCUGCUUGGUGUACAUCUGGGUGUGGAUGUUCCUCUGCACUGCUGUGUAUUUCCAUGACUUGUCCCAGAAAGUGUUUGGGACUCUGUUUGGCUUGGUGGGCUGGUAUGGAACAUAUAGGUUUUGGUAUUUGAAACCCAUUUCUCCUGGACUUCCUCCUCAGAGCUCCAGUCUGAAUUUGAAGCAAGAUAGUUACAAGAAAUAAAUGAAAGAAAAGGGGGGUACAAGAAGGUUAAAUUAUAUUCAUUUAUUUUGACUAGGUAUCUUUGCUUAAUUAUCAACCCUAUCUCACCUGACAGUUUUAGCAGGAACUGGGGCUGAAGGGUGGCCUGUGUGGAAUGUGUUCAUCCUCAUCCUAUUCUUGGCACAUGUGAGACACUUGAUGGUCUCACAGAAAGAGAAAAGAUGAAAAACAUCUUGCAGCCUUCUGAAAGAAGCUGUCUGAAAUCAUUUAAUGUAGGGCUAAUAGCUCUGCAGAUGAAUUGUACUGUUUAACCACAUUGACCUGGGCUUCUUCUGAUCUUGACCUGGGACUUCUCCUUUGAUUUUUAGGUCUUUGGAGGACCAGGAAUAAUAUACACUCUGAAGUUAAGUUAUGAUAAGAUGCAAGGGUUAGGGCCCCAGAAUUGUCUUUAUUUCCCCCCAACUCCUAGCUGCCAAUUGUCUUUUCAUUUGAGUGACUCUUAAUGUUAUUUAAAAGUUUGCCUUGGAUACUCAUUGUAUAAGUCUUUCAGGCUAGGAUCUUGCCUAUGGGUGGGGAGAAAGCCUGGAAAAACAAUCUCCUUGUAAUAUUUACAUUUCUUCAGUUGACUGUAAAUAUUGCAGCCAGAUUCUGAUUGACUGCCUUUUAAACUAGAGUGCCUUAAAGACAAAAGUAUUAGAUAAUUUUUGUGCACUCACUGAAAGUGAGUAAUUGUCUAUUUGGGUUCUGUUGAAACUAUGAAAAUGCUUGUUUCUUUGAGUAAAUUCUAUAUAGUUACUGGCAGUAACAAGGUGGUUGGUUAAAGCCAUAGACUUUACGUUCUUAAGGUUUACAACCCCUAAUUGUGUAUUUUGUUUUAAAUUUAAAUUGUUUUGUUUCCUGUCCUUUUUUUUCCUUUUUUUUCCUUUGAGUACUGACUUUUAAAAAACCAAAAAUUGUUGUUUGUGAUAUUAAAUAAGUUGCAGCUCAAAAAAUUGUAUAAAAUAGAAGGUAACUUAAUUUUAAGAGAGAUAUCAACUGAUUCAAAAUAAUCUUGCCAGAAUUAGUCUUUUUACUAAAAUUUCAUUUUUUUUUUGACUUUCAGUGAUAGAGUACCUUUUUCACAUAAAAAAACACACAAAUUAGGCUACUAUAUCUUAAAGUUUUCUGUUUCUGGAAAAAAAAAUCAUGAUAUGCUCUUUCAUUGAAAGGCAAUAUUUGCUCUUAUGAGUAGUGGCAAAAAGCUAGAAAAAUAUUCUAACUACAAGAUUUGUGUUCUAAUUCUGGUUCCUCCACCAGCUAGUUUUGUGACCUUUGGCAAAUCCUUUCCUUUUGGGGACCUUGAUUUCCUCAUCUGUAAGACAAAAGCAUUGAAGUAGAUCUCUUUGAAUCUUCUUUCAGUUUUUAAUUAAAUUUUAUUUUCAGAUCUUACAUUUUCUUCCUGCCACUUCCACAUAGUCCCUGACAAAGCAAGAAAAACAAAAUAAAUAUGUUACAAGCAUGUAUAGUCAAGCAAAACAAUUUCUCACAUUAGCCAUGUCAAAAAAAUUUUUUGAAAUCAGAAUACCUCUUUUUAUCAGUAGACAGAUGGUACUUUACCUUUCAGAAUUGUGGUUGGUCAUUUUAUUAAUCAUUUUCUAAACCUUUCACACCGAUUAGCUUUACAAUAUUGCUAUUGCUAUAUAAAUUAUUCUGGCACUGCUCACUUCACUCUGCAUCAGUACAUACAAGUCUUCCUGGGUUUCUCUGAAAUCAUCCCCUUCAUCAUUUCUCAUAGCACAAUAGUAUUACAUCUCAUAUGUAUCAUAACGUAUUCAGCCAUUCCCCAAUUGAGGGAUAUCCCUCCCUCCCAGUUUCUAAUUCAUUACUAUCAAAAAAAAAAAAAA